UGCGCUCGAAAUUGUGCUACUUGGAUGCCGUUGUAGAUAGCGUGCGGCAUCCAUGGAUGUCAACCACAUGGAGCUUGCCUGAGAGUUGUACCGCCUUAUCACGAGUACAGCAUGAGAAUAUUUCUGGAUGUGAAGGUACGAGAUCGGUCGCUUUCAGCAGCGUCAACGUAAUGGUUUACGGAGUCGCCAGAUCUGCCAAGUUUUAUUUCCCCGCAUUUUCAAAAUAUUUUACUUAAAAUUGGAUGACCUUUAAUAUCAACGCCCAGUCAUGUCGCGCUCGUGUUCUUGUGUGGAAGUGCUGUGUGAAGCAGAACCUCGGCAAAACAAGCGUGUUAAACGCUCGGCCGUUCAUUGCAAAUGUCAGAAGCCAAAGUUGGGCAAGAAGUCCAAGCAUCCUCUCGUGCCGGAGCAGUCCAACCGAGCGGCCGGUGAUCCCGCUGUCUUAAUUCCUGAGGACCUCCCUCGCUGUAGUAUCGAGGCGCUGAUCAGCCGCUAUCCGCUGCUGCAGACGCAGUUCACCACCGUGGUCAUCCGCGGCAAGGAGCUGCGCCAUGCCGGUGUCUUCCUGCCCCGCGCUCUCAACUACAGCCUAACUCACCGCCGUUUGGCCGCGCUGAUCCCGUGUCGACAGCGCAAGAAGGUGGAUAAGAAGCUCAAUCUGGAACGCUGUGUGGCGCAGCUGAGGGAGCGCGUCAAAACGGCCGGUGCGGUCGUCGAGCAGGUGGCCAUCAACAGAUCGGAGCCAGUCACUUCAGAUAGUCGUCAUCCUGCCAAAGGCGGCUCGCGCGUCCGCUUGUUCGUUGUUGUGUACGGCAGCAGCGACUGUAACAAGGAGAACGAGAUUAACGGGGGACUGAAUCCGGAGGCGAACGAUGACUCUGUCAUGGAGGUGGUGAUGAAUGAGCAUUCGCCGUCUGAUGAUGCCGAGGUGGGCUACGAAUACGUACUGAUCUAUCCGGCGGGCGAGAGCUACCAGGUGUGCGACAUGGCCAUCCUCAGCAACACCUGGCGCCCGGCGGGCGGGCACGUCUGUCUGGUGUGCCGGAUGCGCUGCGACUCGCUGAUCCACCUCAUCCGCCAUCUCGAAGGCCUACAUCGUUCAGUGGGCUGCGAGUACGAUCCAGAGCUGAAGCGACUGUACAUCUGGUUCGCCCCGGAACACGAGUUCACGCGGGAUCCCGUUGCGGGCAUGCUGGACCGCUGGGAGCUGGCCCGCAGUCGCCGUCCUUUCGGGGUACCGACGCACUACAAGAAGGCACAGCCGGUGAUGUGCUGGACCGGGCCCAAGUUCGUUCGGCCGGAGAACAGAGUGGCCGAUACGCUGCCGGUGUUCAGCAUGCGGAACAUCCUGACGGUGUACGGCGUGCCCAUCACCCCCCUGCGGCACCACCUGCACAGCAACACGGUGCAGCCGAUCCGGCCGGACCGGCUGCACAUGGUGGAGCACGACAGCGACGACGAGCACGACAAGAUCAUCGACUGCUCGCCGGCCGAGAAGCAGCUCAUGUGCCAGUGGAACACCUUCACGCGCCCCUUCAACCCCGUCUUCUCCAUCGGGCUCAAGGACCUCCUCUGCCGCUUCGUGCAGCAGCACUGCGCCGGGCUAGACGCCGGCGAGGCCUUUGCGCCGCUCUGCGCGCAGCUCAGUGUGCUGCGCCGACUGCGCUGCUUGACACAGGAGGAGGCGCUGCAGGUCAUCCGGGUAUGGCGGGCAGCACAGCGGUGUGACGGAUACGCCAUGGAGCAACUGAAACGCAAUUAAAUCGUGAAAUAGCCGCGGAAUUUCAGUAUACCGGGAAAAGGUCAACACGUUCAACGGUUCUACCGGUAUUUCGUUUCGGCACUCAAUGCUUAUUGUGGACUUCCACUUUUUAUUUGCUGGAAUGUAUUAUACGAGUAUAUUAAGUCCUUUUGUGUCUUAUUCCUUAUGUGUUAUAUUGAGUCCUUAUGUGUCUUAUGCUUUUUAUUGUACGUCCGAGCAUUUGUUGUUAUAUACAUUUGUUGUCCUGCAUUUGUUGUUAUACAAUGUGUGUAAGAAAAUAGUCAUCAUGUGAUUUGUUAUUUAUUAGUGAUGCGAUUGAUGU
Paramacrobiotus metropolitanus is the source of this 2084-nucleotide messenger RNA. RefSeq lists its product as uncharacterized. The coding region runs from base 269 to 1762 and encodes 497 amino acids. The record is from RefSeq and is a predicted model, not a curated record. NCBI's taxonomy places the organism in Eukaryota, Metazoa, Tardigrada, Eutardigrada, Parachela, Macrobiotidae. The transcript is spliced from 6 exons.